This is a messenger RNA of Prorocentrum cordatum, 2124 nucleotides long. NCBI's taxonomy places the organism in Eukaryota, Dinophyceae, Prorocentrales, Prorocentraceae. The record is from the annotation of a GenBank genome assembly.
AUGUCCCUGGACAUGGCGGCGCAGCAGUACCUGGCUACCGGCACGCUGCCGGGCACGGAGGCCUGGCAGCCGGCACCGGCGCCCCCGCCGCCGCCCCCGCCGCAGUCUGGGUACCAGCCGCCGUCGCUGCCAUCGCUCCCUCCGUCGCAGAUCACGGGCGAGGCCAUCGGAUGGCUGGUGCCCAACGACCGCGCGCCGCGGCUGAUCGGGAAGCAGGGGGCGGGGCUGAAGCAGAUCCGCGAGGCGUGCAGGCAGCGGGUCGAGGCCCGCCCGGAGGCGGACCCGAGCAGCGCGCUGCCUCCCGCGUUCUGCCGCGUCUCCAUCUCGGGGCCGCACGACGCGAUGUGCGCGGGCUUCGCGCAAGCCCUGCAGAGGGCGUACGACAAGGACAUGCAGGAACGGCCCCAGGACCCGAUCGCAGUGGAGAUCCGCAUACCUCCGAGCUGGGUGGGGAUGGUGAUCGGCAAGGGCGGCGAGAAGCUCAAGGCGGUCAGGUCCACCUACUCUGUGGAGGCGACGGUCGGGAGAGAGCCCGUGUGGCAUGCCGCGACCGGCGCGGAGGAGCGCGCCCUGACCCUCACGGGCCCCGGGCCCGCGCUGCCGCAGGCGCUGCAGCUGCUGAUCACGUCGAACAGGGGCCCGGGCGCUGGGGGGGCGCCGGCGGGGCUCGGCAACGUGGCCGGGUUGGCAGGGCUGGCCGGGAUACCAGGCCUUUCACAGCUCACCGCUGGAGCCUCACCGCAGGGCGAGCGCGCCGACAACUCGAACUCGGCCCCGAGGGAUCCGGACGAGGUGCGCAUUCAGGUCGUGAUACCGAGCCAGCUGGCGGGCGUGAUCAUCGGGAAGGGGGGCGAGAGGAUCAAGCAGACCGGAACGCAGUCGGGGUGCUACGUGAAGAUGGCGGCCAGAGAGGAGGGUGCCGAGAAGCGCUUGUGCAUCGUCAGUGGGGCGCUCGAGCCCUGCAUUGUCGCGCAGACGGCCCUCUGGGAGCAGCUGAAGGAGGGCUACGCCUCCAACAACAUGGGAGAGCCGCAACAAUUCAGCACCACGAUGCUGCUUCCGAGGGUGAUGUGUGGCGCUGUGAUCGGGAAGCAGGGUGCGACGGUGAAUGCGCUCCGUCAGCAGACGGGGGUGCAGAUCCAACUCGACAACGAGAGCAGGGAGGGUGAUACCAGGCCCUGCAAGAUCGAGGGCGGGCUCAUGCAGGUGGCGCUCGCGCAGCGGAUGGUGCACGCCGUGAUCAAGCAGGAGUGCGCCAAGCACCCCGAGAAGCUCGCCGCCAUGCAGGCGGGAGGCUCCCAGGGCGCCGGGAGCCAGCCGCCCUCGGCCCUGGCGACGCUCGCGCAGGCGCUGCAGCAGCAGCCACACCUGGCCGCUCAGCUCGGGCUGGGCCAGGCGUCCGCGGGGCUGGCGCCCCCACCGCCGCCCCCGGCGCCACCCAUGGCUGGCUUUCAAGAGCAGCCUCCGGCGAAGAGGGCCCGCACCGACGGGGGGCCGCCCAACAUGUCCCACUUGGGCCCCGAGUGCGAGACGAAGCUGCUCGUGCCGGAGGCGUCGGCGGGCUACGUCAUCGGCACAAAGGGCGCCAAUCUGCAGGCCGCGAGGGAGACGUUCGGCGUGCACGUGAAGGUCGUCAGAUCGGAGGAGGCACCCCACUGGAUCGGGGAGCGGAUGGUCAUCGUGAAGGGGCCGAGCGGCACGCGCCCUCCAGCCGUGGAGCACGUCGCGAACAACGCGUUCGCGAAGCAGCAGCCCAACGACAACGUCUGCCUCAAGCUCCUGGUCCCGUACGAGAAGCUCGGGUACGUCGUGGGGGAGGAGGGCGCCAUACUCCGAUGGCUGAUGGACAACUUCGGCGUCAUCACAGAGGUGGGAACUGAAAACGUGCAGGGCGACCACGUCUUCAUGCUCCACGGGCCGAAGGCCAACGUGCUCCAGGCCGCACGCCAGACGACCUCGCUGCUCGACACGGAGGCGUCGGCCGCGGCGCCUCAGGAGCAGCCUGAGCCACAGGCGGCGCUCCCGGUCCCCGCGCCGCCACCGGUGGACCCCGCCACUGGCAUGGCGCCGAUGACUGCUUCGACCGAGGCGCAGUACCUGGCGCAGUACCAGCAGCAGCUGUAG